Polistes canadensis is the source of this 1859-nucleotide messenger RNA. Its product is annotated as thiamine transporter 1-like. Gene Ontology annotation, cellular component: plasma membrane. Gene Ontology annotation, biological process: vitamin transport; transmembrane transport. The record is from RefSeq and is a predicted model, not a curated record. The transcript has 7 exons. Gene Ontology annotation, molecular function: vitamin transmembrane transporter activity. Lineage: Eukaryota; Metazoa; Arthropoda; Insecta; Hymenoptera; Vespidae. Bases 146 to 1618 code for a protein of 490 amino acids.
CAUAGGACUAAAGGUAACUCGUGCUGUCGUCUAUCAGUGCUCAAUGGAUCAUACCUCGUUGAACACGAGGUAUAACAAAAGUAAAUAAAAUAUUUAAUGUUACAUUUUCUAACAAGUACAAAAAAUAAACAAUAUAUUUUUUACAAUGCAUUGGAGGAAGAUAUCUCUCAUUCUAUGUAUGUUUGGAAUGUUAACAAACUUCAGACCAUCAGAAUCAUUUAUAACUGAUUACUUAACAGGACCAUGGAAGAAUUUUACAAUAACAGAAGUAAAUCAAGAUAUUUAUCCAGUUAGCACAUAUUGUUACUUUUUAACUUUAGUGAUAAUAUUUUUGAUAACUGAUUUUGUAAGAUAUAAACCUAUUAUAAUACUGUGUUCCAUUUCUGGAUUUAUUACAUUUUUUGUACUAAUACUUGCAAAAACUAUAAUAGUAGCUCAGGUCGUUGAAUUCUUUUAUGGCCUGUUUCUUUCUUGUGAAGUGGCAUAUUAUACGUACAUUUAUGCAAAAGUUGAUAAAGAGCAUUAUCAAGAAGUGACAGGUCAUACAAAAGCAGCUACCCUUGUUGGACGAUGUAUGGGUGGAAUCAUAGCACAAUUAACAUCUUCUUUUCAUAUCUUAGAUUACCAUCAGUUGAACUAUCUCACUGCUGCAGCUUUUGCAUUUGCCACAUUAUGGACAUUUUUUUUACCAUCCGUGGGACAAUCUAUUUAUUUUCAUUCAACUAUUCAUAAUCAAAAUAUUCAAUCCACAUCAUCAACAGAUAACGUGAAAUCACUUGAAGAUAAUAAUUGUCAUGAACUUAAUCUUAGAAAAAAGUCGAACUGUGAUUCUGCGAAGAUAAAUGUUACCUCUAGGUCUUCCAAAGUAAAACGUGCUUACGCACUAUUAUGGAAACAUUUUUUAAAUGCGUAUACACAUGGUGAUGUCGUAAAAUGGUCCAUGUGGUGGGCAUUAUCAACCUGUGGCUAUUUACAAAUAACCAGUUAUGCCCAGCUUGUAUGGCAAACGACUGUUAAAUCUUACGACGAGAUUUAUAACGGAGCAAUAGAUGCCAUUUAUGCAAUAAUUGGUGCUUUGACCGUUUUUACUGUUGCUAAAAUACCAUUGAAUUGGCCACUGAUAGGAGAUAUAAUGUUAACAAUAUUUGCACUUAUGGAAGGUGGUUUAAUCAUAUUAUGUUCCUACAGUUAUAAUAUUUGGGUACAAUACGUCGCUUACAUAGUAUUUGGAGUAAUUUAUCACACUAUGGUCACUGUUGCAAGCUUUGAAGUUGCGAAAUAUAUAUCCGAAGAUAGUUAUGGUUUAAUAUUUGGUACAAAUAUCUUUUUUGCAUUAUUAUUCCAAAGUUUGUUAACGUUAAUAGUUAUUAAUGGCAAUCUUGGAAAGGAUAUCAGAUCGCAAUUUUUUAUUUAUGGCUGUUAUUAUGUUAUUUUGGCUGUGAUAUUUUUAAUAAUAGCUAUAUUUGCAAUGAUAAAACAUUUUAAAAGUGGUAAUAAGUUUAAAAUAUGGUUAAAUAAUAAGAAAACCCAAAAAACAAUAGAAAAUAUAGAAAACCAAGAAUCGCUUGGUACUCGUACAAAUUCUACGGCAUCUAACAAUGUUAUUUUAUCUUCUUAAUUAAGUAAAUAUAGUAACUAUAGAAAAAAAUGUAGAAUAUUAUUCUUAAAGAUUGUAUUUCUUUACGUAUAUUCGAAGGCAGCUUACUAUUUCUCGAUUUUAGUAUAAACAAUUUUAUUAUUCUAACGUAUAAUAAUAGAAUAAUAUAGACCCGACGUAUCUGAUAGUAUUGAAUAAAUGUAAGAAGGCGUUAAUAGAAAGGUCCUUUUUUUAAUAGAAUAAUAUGUAUUAUAACAGAGUA